AAUAAAAUAUAUAUAUAAAAUAAAGUUAUUUUAAAAUAAAACAUCUACUUUUAAGGACUGUUAAUGUUAAAUCUUGUGUCAAAGUGUUAAAUAAACCGUACAAAUCACUUAACAAAAAACAAAAAAAUCGGUAAUUGUCACCGAGUCUAAAAUAGUCAAGGGAGUCCUCCUACUCCUAUUGUUUGUGCAUCACGUGAAGUGAAGUGUUGCAUGAAUUCUGUGCAAAGAAUUUAAUACUCUCUACGAUCUGUGCUCUCUAGUCUUUACGAGGUUCUGAGGCAAAGAGUAGAGUAAGUAUAGAGGCUAUACAAAGAGUAUCACUACUGGUGGCAAACACGCAAAUUUUAUUUAUAUUAACUUCCCUUACGUGCCCUCCGAGUCGUUUAUGAGGUGUAGUAGAGUAGAAAUAGUCUCUGCGCUAAGCCGCGGAUGGAUGGACGGACAUAGAGAAACUUUACGAGUUCCUUGCGGAUUACGGAACCCUAAAAGCAAAAAAGGCUACCAUCUGUCAUGUACUCAACAUUAUGUCAACUGUCGAUUCAAUUGUCAAAUGCAUUUACACUUUACUAAAAAAUAAUUAUUCUGUGAUAAUUAUUUUUCAAAAAUUAGUUUAAUUUAAAAUAAAACAUCUACUUUUAUGGACUGUUAAUGUUAAAUAAACCGUACAAAUCACAUAACAAAAAACAAAAAGUCGAAAAUUGUCACCGAGUCUAAAAAAGUCAAAGGAGUCCGAUUGUUGACUUGAUGCACUUCCUGAAGUGAAGUGUUGCAUGAAUUCUGUGCAAAGAAUAUAUUAUUAUUAUUAGUAUUACUCUCUACGAGAUUCUCAGGCUAUACAAAGAGUUUCACUACUGGUGACAAAUUUAUUAAUAUUAACUGCCCAUAUGUGCCCUCCGACUUCCGAGUCGUUUAUGAGGUGUAGUAGAGCUGACUACAGUAAGCACUAAAAGCAGAGCAGUACCUAUCAGUUGAGGACUAUUGUAUUCGUGACGACACAUCAAUAAUGCGGUGCUGCGUGCCUUUCUGCGAAAAUACUUCCGACAAUAUGUCAACAUCUGAGAGAACGGGAAUUACCUUUCAUGCAUUACCCAGUGAAGGCAAUCUCCGUACUGCUUGGCUCAGAGCCCUCGGCACACAAGACCAUCACCUGCCCGACCCUGCUGUGGUCUGCUCCCAGCACUUCCUAGAUGAUGACUUUUAUACAACAGAGAGUUGUGUGCGGCAGAUUCACUCUAAUGCUGUUCCUUCAAUAGUGCAGAUGUGCAUGAUAUGCCUGGACUCUGACAGCAAGCUGUCUCUAAUGAGUAAACACAAGUUGGAGGAGGCAUAUGAACAGCUGACUGGACUGUCUUUGUUUCAGUUGUGUCGUCGAGGAAACCUGAAGCAAACGCUCUGUGUGAUGUGUGCUCAGAGACUGAUCAACUUCAGCAGAUUUAGAGACUUGAGCUUGAGAGCCCAUUCACUGCUGACAGACUCAGUUGAACAACAUGCAUCAAAUACUAUACAACACAAAGAAUUGAUGAACUGCACAAGUGCACAUCUGAAGUGUAAUUUGACACAAACAACAUUAGGAGCUAACCAUUGUGACUUGUACAUAGAUCACACUGAUGGAGAGGAAUCUGUAGUGGGAGAUGUUGCAACAGUUGUGGUGAAGAAUGAAAACAGUUCUGACUCCAUGUCGAGUGCUGAUAACUUGGAAUUGGCACAAGAAGAUGACAAUCACAUAGACAAUUCCAACAAUGAGUGUGCAUCUGAUGAUGAACACUCUGACAUGAGCAUAGAGUUGGAGUCUAGGCUACUGGAUGAAGCUAUAAGUCAAGCUCUUCGUAGGAAAGCAGACCAUUUGGCCGCAACACAGAGUUCCAUAAAGAGUGAAAGUGAUAUCUUCCAAUGUGAAUUUUGUUUUGAGGACUUUGUGCAAGAACUCUCAUAUAAGAAACAUAUGAGCACGCAUCUCCAGAGUGCUGCCAGCGAAACUGCAUGUGCUGCAUCACAAGUGUGCGAGCCUCGUGCAGCUGUGAGCCGCAGCUGUGACUCACUCGUGCUGCAGAACAAUUCAGUAUACAACGACACUGCAUGUGCUGCAUCACAAGUGUGCGAGCCUCGUGCAGCUGUGAGCCGCAGCUGUGACUCACUCGUGCUGCAGAACAAGUCAGUAUACAACGACACUGCAUGUGCUGCAUCACAAGUGUGCGAGCCUCGUGCAGCUGUGAGCCGCAGCUGUGACUCACUCGUGCUGCAGAACAAGUCAGUAUACAACGACACUGCAUGUGCUGCAUCACAAGUGUGCGAGCCUCGUGCAGCUGUGAGCCGCAGCUGUGACUCACUCGUGCUGCAGAACAAUUCAGUAUACAACGACACUGCAUGUGCUGCAUCACAAGUGUGCGAGCCUCGUGCAGCUGUGAGCCGCAGCUGUGACUCACUCGUGCUGCAGAACAAAACAGGAAGUCAGAGGCUGAAUGAUGACCCUCCCCCGUCUGCAGACUGCGCUCAGGCUUUAGUGGCUCCACUGUCCGCGAGACUUGCGGCAAACAACGAUAACAAAGUGCAGGCAACUGAAGAAGCAGGUGCGAUCCAGAAAAGCGAACAAAUCCUUGAAACUAACAUUGACGAACUGGACAAGCGAUCAUCUCAGAGCGGCACCAAACCGUACACAGAUAUAAAUAGAUUCACAAAUUGUGUAGUCCAGUUAUACGACAUAUUCAAGAAACCCAAACAAGCUGUACUAGAUGAGAAACCACGCGUGAGAAUCCACACUGCUGCCAAGCCUUACUCUUGUCAGAUAUUGAACUAUAAAUGUGCACCAACAAGUCAAAUAUUGAAACAUAAGAUGACCCACACUGGCGAAAAGCCAUUUUCAUGUGAGGUAUGCAAUUACAAAUGUUCACAAAAAUGUACUUUACUACGACAUAUAAAAACCCACACUGGUAAAAAGCCAUUUUCUUGUGAUAUAUGUAAUUACAAAUGUGCGCGAAAUGGUCAUUUAUUACUGCAUAUCAAAACCCACACUGGUGAAAAGCCGUUUUCUUGUGAGAUAUGCAAAUACAAAUGUGCACAAAAAAGUAAUUUAUUAAGGCAUAUUAAAACCCACACUGGUGAAAAGCCAUUUUCCUGUCAUAUAUGCAAUUUCAAAUGUGCGCACAAAAGUAAUUUAUUAAAUCAUAUUAAAACCCAUACUGGUGAAAAGCUAUUUACCUGUGAGAUAUGCAAUUACAAAUGUGCACUGAAAGGUAAUUUAUUAAAACAUAUUAAAACUCACACUGGUGAAAAGCCAUUUUCCUGUGAAAUAUGCCAUUACAAAUUUGCACUGAAAGGUUAUUUAUCAGACCAUAUUAAAACUCACACUGGUGAAAAGCCAUUUUCCUGUGAAAUAUGCAAUUAUAAAAGUGCACGAAAAAGUGAUUUAUUAAGACACAAGAUAACCCACACUGGUGCAAAGCCAUUUUCCUGUGACAUAUGCAAUUACAAAUGCGCCCGUAAAGAUAAUUUAUUACAGCAUAUUAAAAUCCACACGGGUGAAAAGCCAUUUGAAUGUGAUUGAUAUAUGUAAUUGUAAAUUAGCGCGAAAAAGUGAGUUAUUACUGCAUAUGAGAACCCAUAUGUGCAAUUGUAAGAAAUAACACUUAGUAGUUUCAUUAUCUCAUUAGCUAAGACACUUUAAAGGUAUAAAUAUAAAAAUUCAUUAAAUUAUCUUCAUUAGCAUUUAAGUUAUCAUAACGCAAACUAAGAUGACCGAUUCUACAAUGUUGAAAAAAAAUCCUUAAAAAAACAAGGAAAAUUUCAAAAAGUUAUUUACGAAGAAAUGGUAGGUGUUUAUCAAGAUUCUGCUUCUUCAUCCACUGUUCAGAAGUGGUCUAGUGAAUUCAAACGGGGUAGAGAGAGUAUUGAAGACGACCCCCGAAAGUGCGAAAAUGAAAAUGAAGAAAAUGUGACACCAAAAAGGGUUAAAGCAGAGUUUCCCAAACUUUUUUGUGUCUUAGAGCCCUUGCCAUGUUUUUCCGUGUUGGGUAGACCCCUACUUAUUUGAUAUUGAUUUUCUGUAUCCUACAACUUACACAAUUUUAUAAACAUAUAUAAUAGAUUUUUUACUUCAUAGUUACUUUUGAAAUAAUGUAUAUGUUUUGAUAUUAUAAGAUAAUAUGAUGUAAAAAAUAGGUACUAUCAGUGUAUAUGUGUUAUGAUCCACUAUCGUGGAAACCAUUUUCAUUUAAUGGACCUCCAAAUUUUUUUUCGCUGACAUAGACCCUUGCAGUUUGUCAUAGGCAGAAUACUCACUACAACCCAGCACAAACCUCCUCGUCUUAUAUGAAGCAGCAACGGAUCGAAUGGGAUAUAUAUAUUUUUUUUAUUCUUUUCAAGUUAGCCCUUGACUACAAUCUCACCUGAUGGUAAGUGAUGAUGCAGUCUAAGAUGGAAGCGGGCUAACUUGCUAGGAGGAGGAUGAAAAUCCACACCCCUUUCGGUUUCUACACGGCAUCAUACCGGAACGCUAAAUCGCUUGGCGAUACGUCUUUGUCGGUAGGGUGGAAACUGUUUCUAAUGUAAAACUAUUAUCUAUCUAUUAUUAUAAAGAUGUACUAACUACUAGUUGAUAUAAUCAGGAAAUAUAUGUUUUCAGAUA
Messenger RNA from Bicyclus anynana (squinting bush brown), 4621 nucleotides. Its product is annotated as zinc finger protein 540-like. Gene Ontology annotation, biological process: regulation of transcription by RNA polymerase II. NCBI's taxonomy places the organism in Eukaryota, Metazoa, Arthropoda, Insecta, Lepidoptera, Nymphalidae. Gene Ontology annotation, molecular function: DNA-binding transcription factor activity, RNA polymerase II-specific; RNA polymerase II cis-regulatory region sequence-specific DNA binding; zinc ion binding. The transcript has 8 exons. The record is from RefSeq and is a predicted model, not a curated record. Bases 1004 to 3541 code for a protein of 845 amino acids. Gene Ontology annotation, cellular component: nucleus.